Messenger RNA from Selaginella moellendorffii, 1686 nucleotides. Its product is annotated as pentatricopeptide repeat-containing protein At1g11290, chloroplastic-like. The record is from RefSeq and is a predicted model, not a curated record. The transcript has a single exon. The coding region runs from base 1 to 1686 and encodes 561 amino acids. NCBI's taxonomy places the organism in Eukaryota, Viridiplantae, Streptophyta, Lycopodiopsida, Selaginellales, Selaginellaceae. Gene Ontology annotation, biological process: RNA modification. Gene Ontology annotation, cellular component: intracellular membrane-bounded organelle. Gene Ontology annotation, molecular function: protein binding; RNA binding.
AUGAGGCAAUGCCGCGCCAAGGAGCGAGCGAUCCACGCCUUCGCGAAUGUAGGCUGGGAUUCCUCCACGAUUCCAUCGCAGUGGUGUCAUCGAUCGUGUUCUGGCGCGAGGAGGAGGGAUUUCUUCAGCGAGGUAGGCGGUCCAAACGUUUUCACCUUCCUCGUGGCAUUCAAGGCGUGCAGCAUGGCGAGAGAGCUCGAGCUUGGCAGAAGAAUUCACGACGACGCUGCCGGGAUUGGAGAUCUUUCUAGCAAUUUCGUGGCCACCGCUGCCGUGGACAUGUACUCGAGCUGUGGAAGCAUGGCGGAGGCUCGCAGGAUCUUUGAGAGCUUGGCAAAUCCAGACGUGGCGCUGUGGAACUCUCUGGUGAUGGGAUACGCGAGAAACAGGGAUAGCAGGCUGGCUUUGGAGUUUUUCUUCGCGAUGGACCGCGAAGCAAAUGCUCGGAGCUAUGUAGCGGGGCUCACGGCUUGCUCGGGCAUGGCGGGCGAAGAACAGGGACAGGAGAUCGAUAGGAAAGAGAUCAAAGUUAUGAGCCUGGAAAAGGGGAUGGAAAUUCACUCGCGAGCAGUGAAAGGUGGUCACUUGGGAGAGAUUUUCGUGCAGAACUCGCUGGUGGACAUGUAUGGAAAGUGUGGAAGCGUUCUGGACGCAAGAACAGUGUUUGACAGGAUGAUGCAUCACGACGUGAUCUCGUGGAAUUCUCUAAUGGUCGGAUCUGUGGAAAGUGGUGAGAUCGACUUGGCUCUCGAUCUCUUCGACUGGAUCCAUCGAAGCUGCGAGCUGCUGAUAAACCCGAGAGUCUACGUGACUGCUCUCACGGCGUGCUCUCGCAAGGCUAUGAAAGAAGAGCGGAAGGUGGGAGGACUUGUGAAGAUCGAGAGCCUUGAGAGAAGCAUGGAAGUUCACUGCUUGGCGUCCGGGAAGAACAGCUGUGAUCAGCUAGAUCUCUUCGUGGGAAACACACUCGUCGAAGCGUAUUCCAAGUGCUCGUCCAUGCUAGACGCUCGGCGAGCUUUCGACAGGAUGAAAGACCACGAUGCUGUGUCUUGGACGAGCCUCAUUCUGGGAUACACAGACAACAACGAAGCCGAGCUAGCUCUGGAGAUCUUCUCGGCUAUGGCGGCUCAAGGCGUUUGCAAGCUCCACUCUGGGACUUUCGUGGCGGCCUUGACGGCUUGCUCGAGCUUGGAGAGGGUCCAGGAAUUCCACUCUCGGUUUCUGGAGGCUGGUUGCUACGACAACGCUGGGGCUGUCGUCGAGAACAGCUUGAUCGACGCUUACUCGAGAUGUGGAAGAACAGUGGAGGCAAAGUCUGUGUUUGAUUCGAUCGAGAGCCCGACUGUGGUCUCGUGGAACGCUCUCAUGCUGGGAUACGAGGAGAAUGGUGAAUCCCAGCUCGCUCUCGACUUGUUCCAGAUGAUGAUCCGGCAGAGGCUGUGCUCUCCUAACGCCAAAACUCUCGUCGCCGCGCUCACGGCCUGUGCAAGACUCGGGGCAGCCGAGGAGAGCUCCAGAGAGAAGGCUGCGUUGCUUCAAACAGGCGUGUCCAUUCAGCGUGAAGCCGAGAGACUCUUCUACGACUCGGACGUGUCUGUGACGCGAGCUCUCGAGAUCAUGUAUGCAAAGUGUGGUGAAGCUCGCGAGAUUUUCCUGGGCGAUGAUGGUGAUGGAAGUCACAGAUAA